Paralichthys olivaceus (Japanese flounder) is the source of this 996-nucleotide messenger RNA. Lineage: Eukaryota; Metazoa; Chordata; Actinopteri; Pleuronectiformes; Paralichthyidae. The record is from RefSeq and is a predicted model, not a curated record.
AAUGGAUAUGUCUGCAGAGAACCACAGUAUUCCUCUCAGUGAUGGAAACCACAUUCCUCUGCUGGGACUGGGCACCUAUGGAGACCCUCGAACAACACCCAAAGGCACUGCACUCGAGUGUGUGAAGUUAGCCAUAGAUGUGGGUUACCGGCACUUUGAUGGGGCACUAGUGUAUUUCAAUGAGCACGAAGUGGGUCAAGCCAUAAGGGAGAAGAUUGCCGAUGGAACUGUUAAAAGAGAGGACAUCUUUUACUGUGGGAAGCUCUGGAAUACCUUCCAUCCACCAGAGUUGGUGAGACCGGCCUUGGAGAGGACGCUGAAAGCCUUGAAGUUAGACUAUGUGGAUCUCUACAUUGUUGAGCUUCCUAUGGCUUUCAAGCCUGGAAAUGAGUUUUAUCCAAAAGACAAGGACGGAAAAUACAUUUACCACCACACAGACCUCUGUGCAACAUGGGAGGUGACCUUUGUAAAAAUUAUCAUAAACCAUCAACGCUUUAAAGAUGCUUAGAAUAAUAACCUGGCAUCAUUGGUAUUUUCCUGUCUCUGGUUCAGGGUGAAUGUGGAAUGUCCCCCUCUGCUGGAGGACGAGCUGCUUGUUUCCAUUGGCACAAAGUACAAGAAGAGCACUGCUCAGGUGGCUCUGCGCUUCAAUGUCCAGAGAGGAGUGGUCGUGAUCCCCAAGAGCUUCAGUCCUGAAAGGAUCAAACACAACUUCCAGAUAUUUGAUUUCUCACUCACGGAUGACGAGAUGAAAGCCAUUGAAGCACUUAACAAAAAUAUUCGUUUUGUGGAGCUGCUGAUGUGGAGCGACCAUCCAGAGUAUCCAUUCCAUGAUGAAUAUUAAAAAUAAAUGUUUUCUGCCUCUUGACAUUUCUGUCUUUUGACACAAAUAAAGACAAAGACUUGUGUGUUUUGCUGUUAAAGGAUUGCACUGGUAUAUUUUCAUACUGAACACUGGAGGGCUCUGUUCAAAGUGAAUUAAUAAGAUAUGAAGUU